CACCGAGUAUAACUCAAUCCACUUUCAUAUGCCUAUAAUACCUACAUAACAUAAUACGUUUCGUUUUAGCGACAAUUUUUCCAUUUGCUCUUAGUCCUUCCUCUCUAUAUACAGUCUCUAUGACGAGAUGAUAAUGUUAUAAAUGAACAAUAAAAACAACACUAAAUUAGCGUAUCAAGUUUAUACAAUUUGUUUGAAUUAAGUUGACAGUGUCUAAAAUCCGUGCUCUGUGUUUGUGGUGCGGUAAAAAUUUGCGUGUUUUAAAAACUAAAUAAAACUUUACUUUAUUAAGUAGGUAUUUACCUAUUUAAGAAUACAGUUUUAAUUGGUGCACGUUAAUUUCGUGAAAUCAAGUGCAAAUAUAGAUUUGAAUAGUAAACAUGAAAAAGAAAACGACGCAGAAGAGAGCAAAACUUUUUAAAAAGAGAAGAUUUACAAUGUUGGGAGACUAUGAGGACGAAUCUUCCUCUUCAAGUGGAGAACAUACACCAACAAGAAGAAAUAAUACGAGUCACCACCAAAGUAUUCAAAAUAACCCAUCGAUUUUAUCAUCGUUGAGAAGUGUUUUGAUCGUGCUGAGUACUGCCCUUAUAUGUUUCGCUGCAGCCAGAAAUUCUAUUACUUGGCAUUGUCAGAGAUUCUGGGGUGCAUCUGGAGAUUUCUGGCAGGCGCAAUGGGAUAAAUUUUUGGAUAUCGUCGGCGAAGACCCGUUCACUCUUUGGGUGUACUGUUCUAUGGCCAUCACUUUCGCGGUAUAUUGGCUAUUUGGAGGAAUUUAUAUAUUUAUGGAUAUGACAAAUAUGCCUUCUGUGAUAAGAAAAUACAAAAUUCAACCUGGUACCAACGAACCAGUUGAUAAUAGAAAAUUAUUACAUGUAAUAUACUGCGUCUUAUUUAACCAAUUCGUAGUGGGUAUCCCAUUAUCGAUUAUAAUGUACUGGGCGAUGACAUGGAGGGGUUAUCCACCACUUCGAGAAUUGCCGACUUUCCACUGGGUGUUAUUUGAAUUAGCGAUCCAUAUCUUAACUGAAGAAGUUGGAUUUUACUAUUCACAUAGAUUACUCCACAGUCGUUUCCUUUACAAAUACAUCCACAAACAGCAUCAUGAAUGGACAGCUCCGAUUGCAGUAACUGCUAUUUACUGUCACCCUAUAGAACAUAUUUUCUCCAAUCUGCUGCCUCCAUUUUUGGGUGUAUUUUUGAUGGGAUCACAUAUGGCAACAGCUUGGCUCUGGUUCACUUUGGCUAUUUUAUCUACUUUGAAUGCACAUUCCGGAUACCACCUACCGUUUUUCCCUAGUCCAGAAGCUCAUGAUUUUCAUCAUUUGAAAUUCAACAAUUGUUUUGGUGUUUUGGGAGUACUCGACAGAUUACACGGGACUGACACCAGUUUCCGUCAAUCGAGAGCAUACAUGCGCCACAUCAUGAUGCUAAGCUUUAUGCCACCAAGGGAAGCUUUCCCUGAAGGUGAUACGUGUAAACACAAACUGGGAAAACAACACUAGAACUAGUAGUUUACUCGAAAAGAUUUUUCUAAACAAAAAGGUUUUUAUUUUAGUUAAUACCAUCGAGGUAAAAAUUUUAAAUAGAAAUAAGUGGAAUAUUUUCGUGAUAAGAACAGCAAAUUUUGGAAAAAUUAUGAGCUGUAUUUUUUGGCAUAUUUCAUUAAAAAUAAAGAAGCAAUUCGUAUACAAAUUUAUCUUAAUGAAUUUGUUUUUCAUCUAAAUCAUGAUUGGCCACAGGUCAUUUAAUAAAUAUUUAUGUUGUGUAAUAUUUGAAAUUAGUGAAUUAUAUUUUUUUAAAAAAGAGAUGAUUUAUUGUCAGAAUUAUUAGUUAGAUUAUAGUUGAUUAUGAAGUGAUGAAAAUCAAUUUCUACUUUAAUAGAAGGGUGCAAAUAAAAAAUUAGUUACAUACUUUUAACACCUCUUCUCUUCAUUAAUUCUCCAACACUAUCUUUGCACUACGGCGAUAUUUUUGUGAAUUAUAUACUUCAUACUUUAUUUAACAAUAUUUUAAGAGGGUUGCUUGGUAUUAUGAGACUGAUGAAGAAAGUGAUAGGAUAUGAUAUGUUAUUACAUUUUUAAAAAUGUAAUUCUUCUCAUUAAUUUGAAGUAAUUUUACAAAUGUUAAUGUGAAUAUUAUGUUGUAAGUACUUUAAAGUUCAAAUUACCUAUUAUAAGCAAAUGGAUUGAUAAGUCCUGCGA
This is a messenger RNA of Psylliodes chrysocephalus, 2204 nucleotides long. The record is from the annotation of a GenBank genome assembly. Lineage: Eukaryota; Metazoa; Arthropoda; Insecta; Coleoptera; Chrysomelidae.